Molecule: messenger RNA, 1321 nt
Organism: Schistosoma curassoni
Lineage: Eukaryota; Metazoa; Platyhelminthes; Trematoda; Strigeidida; Schistosomatidae
Source: the annotation of a GenBank genome assembly
GUACUCUACUACCUUGAUUUAGUCAGAAUCUCAUAAAACGCCAGCUAGAUAAACUGUUAGACAAAUUACUGACACUCAUAAUCUUUAAAGGAUACGGGUUAUCUACAUGAUUUGUAUACCAACUUUCCAUCACACUCAAGGCAGUUUGAUUUAAUGGUCUAUUUCGUGUUAAAUUGAUCGCGUCAGAAUAUCUUUUUGAUCUUAAGCGGGAAUUAAAUUUCAGUUUAUCACUUUUUGACGUCCAUGAAUAGCUAUUUCCAGAGAUUGAUUGGUCUAAACAAAUUUCAUUUUCUCGGUGAAGGCUCGAAAUAUCAAAUGAUGUGGAGGAAUUUUGGGUAAUUUCAACUUGAGGGGUAAAACAAUAAUUUAAUAUUUAGAUUUAACUUUACAACUAGUUGACAUUAACUACAUUUGUCUAAGCAAUUGUUCGAAGAAAUUUCAUUUAAUAUACAUCAUUCAAUUCGUAUGAAGAUCAUGAUGUGGAUGAUAGUAUUUAUUACUUGGAUUCUUGCUGUGUAUGCCCCAAUUCAAAUUCGCGGUGAAGUUAAAGACCCGACUGCUUUAGAUGAUCAAGUGGAAAAUGGAUUAAAUGAUCAAAUUCUAACUGAGUAUGAGGCUUUUUAUAUUUAUGACCAUAUCGCGUCUUAUCUAUCUAGACCAGAAGUUGGAUUGUCAGGUUUCGCGAAAUUUUUCCGUGAAAGUGCAAACGAAGAAUUGGAGCAUGCACGUAAAUUCAGUGAAUUCGUCAAUAAACGAAACUCAAAGGUUGUCCUGAAAAAUAUUUUACUUGCAUCUUCAGGCGUACCAAUGGAUUUUAAAAAUAUUCAUGAAGUAAUUGAUACAGCAAUUAGAAAAGAACUUCAAGUCACUGCACACAUCAAUGAACUGCAUAAAUUAGCAUCGCAAAUGAAUGAUGCGAUUACACAAGAUUUUUUGGACGAUUUUCUACAAGAACAGGUGAAUUCUGUUAGUAAACUAAGAGAAAUGCGUGCUCGACUACAUUUGGAUAAUAGUGCUGUUUACCUGAUGGAUAAAGAAUUUCGUUGAACUGGUAGUCUGUUUGCAGCAAUAAGAAUUUCUUUCUUUUAUUCUUUAAAAUCUGUUGUUUAAAAAUGAUAAUGAUUUCCUGCAAUUAUAUGCAAAUUGUAGACGAGCAUUACCCUUUUUUGUAUAAAAAAGGUUACACUGAUUUUACAUGUGCUUGAUCUGUCUUUAUUUGGAUGUGUUGAUAAGAUAUUAUCUCAAGUGAUUUGUUAAUCUGAUUUCCUUCAUAAUCUUAAACAUUGAAGUUCAAAUAGUAAUGAUAAAAAGUUGAUAUUUA